GAAUAUUGAGCCUUCAUUUUGUUGUUAGUCUGUCCGAUUAGUACUGUAUUCGUAUUGUCAUCUUUAAUAACAUCAUAUCAUAUUCACAACGAAACCAUGUCGGAUGAAGACAUUUCAGGGGGUGAGAUGGAAGGUGAAAUAAUAGAAAAUGAAACAGGCACAGGUACAAACAGCAAGAGAAAGAAACUAUGGAACAGUUUUAAGAAGAAAACUAAACCCAAGCGAUGGAGCAGCAAAGAGAAACAUAAAAAUAACGGUGACCCAAGAAUGGCUAUGAGCCAACCCGAUAUAAACAACGAGGCUAACAUGGACGAUGUGGAUCGAUCAGAAUUUGAUUCGCUAUUUGAAGCAGCCAAGUCCAGACGUGACGACAAAAUGGGGUUCAGCGAUUCCGAUCUUCCAAACCUAAAAGACCGCAGUGAACUCAAUGGUACUGAAAAUAUGGAACGCCCAAAAAGUUUGUCGCUGGAAGAAGGGGCACCCAGCAGUCCAACCACUACCAGUCCUACAGAGAGUGUCAAAUCUAGUGGCAAUCAGUUUGCCUUCUACGUAUUAGAAGUUGUCUUAAAAGAAGGCAAAGACCUGGCUGUUAGAGAUAAAUCAGGUUUAUUUUAA
Molecule: messenger RNA, 615 nt
Organism: Saccoglossus kowalevskii
Lineage: Eukaryota; Metazoa; Hemichordata; Enteropneusta; Harrimaniidae
Product: multiple C2 and transmembrane domain-containing protein 1-like
Biological process (GO): regulation of neurotransmitter secretion
Cellular component (GO): synaptic vesicle membrane
Molecular function (GO): calcium ion binding
Source: RefSeq, a predicted model, not a curated record